GAGCUGCAGUCGCUGGCCCUCUUCCCCGCGCAGCAGGCCCCAGCAGCAGCAGCAGCAGCAGCAGCAGCAGCGGGAAGCACAGGCCCCGCCAGCAGCAGCAGGGGCCGCCGCCGCGGGCUCUGGAGCGACUCCAGCCCGGCGCUGCUGCGGGGUGCUUUUGCCUACGGCUUCCGCAACAUUCAAAACGUGGCGCAGCAGCUGCGGCAGCUGCUGCCCCCCGACAGCAGCAGCAGCAGCAGCAGCAGCAGCAGCAGCAGCAGCUUGAUUGAGCCCGAAGCCAUUGGCUCCGUAGUGCCCCACUUAGUCGAAAUCGCCGCAUGCCCGGGGGGCUGCCUCAACGGGGGGGGGCAGUCAAUUAGCUGCGAGAGAGAAUUAAGUGAAGCAGCCCCGCCGCAGCAGACAGCAGCAGCAGCAGCAGCAGCAGCAGCAGGGGGGGGGCCGAAGAUAAUCGGGAAGAACCGGGAGCCGCUGACGAGUCUGACGCGGCUGCUGCAUGCAGAGUUCCCUUUGCUGCAGCCUUUUGAACACCCGCUGGUGCUGCCAGCAUAUUUGUACUUGUUUGGCUGCUGCUACGGGGCGGAGGGGGGGGAAGCAGCAGCAGCAGCACUGGGCCAGUUCGAAGGCUUGCUGCAGCAGCAGCAGGCCCUGGAGGCCGCGCAGCAGCUGCUGUGCACAGACACAGCUGCUGCGCUGCCCCUGCGCUUCUGGCUCGCCCCCAGAGUCACGCUUUUGCUGCGCUGCAGCUUCAGUGCGAAGAAGGGGGGCAAGCGGGGCCCCACAGUGGCUGUUUCCGACCUCAAGUGGUAG
Messenger RNA from Eimeria tenella, 807 nucleotides. RefSeq lists its product as uncharacterized. The record is from RefSeq and is a predicted model, not a curated record. The annotation marks the transcript as partial. The transcript has a single exon. Lineage: Eukaryota; Apicomplexa; Conoidasida; Eucoccidiorida; Eimeriidae.